Messenger RNA from Rotaria sp. Silwood2, 1357 nucleotides. The record is from the annotation of a GenBank genome assembly. NCBI's taxonomy places the organism in Eukaryota, Metazoa, Rotifera, Eurotatoria, Philodinida, Philodinidae.
AUGACGGAUGUUGCGACUCAACGUCUCAUUAAAUUCCGUCGUACUCAUCAAGAUGUUCCUGUUUUUGAUGUCAUCUAUGACGACUUAAUGGCACAACCGAUCGAUACCGUUCGUCGCAUCUACGAACAUUUCGGACUCCAAUGGUCGGAGGACUUCAGAUUAGCAAUGGUCGAAUGGCUUCGUGAAAAUCCGCAGGGUAAGCAAGGGCGCAAUACAUAUACACUUGAAGAAUUUGGUUUCACGCGGGAAUCAAUUGGCCAGCGCUAUAAAGAUUUGACAUUUACAAGAGAACGAUGGAUUCAACGUAUUUUUACAAAAUCUCUUUUUGCUUUAUGUUCACUUACAUUUUUCAAUGUUAACAAUUCAAUAAUAAUCAAAGAAUUCCUUCAAAAACUUCCUUCACCUCAUCAUUUACAUUAUUUAUCCCUAAAUUUCACUUGGAGUUAUGAUGCUGAUAUACAAGAUAUGAUUAGAACUAUCUUCAAAUUACCUAAUUUAAGGCGACUUGAAUGGUGGUCAUAUUGGGUUGAAGAAAGUUUUGGAAUAGUUGAUGAUCCAUCAUUGUCACUUGAACAUUUUUCAAUUGAUUGUAAUGAAAGCUAUCAUUUUUUACAAAUCCUUCCAUUUAUGCCGAAUUUAAUCACUUUAAAGUUAUCCUAUAAAUUUGAUAGUUUUGAUUUAAUAUCCGUUCAAGCAAACAGUUUAUCAAAACUGAAAAGUCUACAUGCUUUUAUUACUCCCUCCGGACAAAUCACCAAAGAUCCGAAGGAGAUGUGCGAAAUUGCAGCUGAUUUCUAUGAAAAUUUCUUUAGAAAAUCCGAUAUGUUAAGACCUCAUCCUUAUACUGAUUCUCCACUGGUGGAAUUUGAAAAUAAAGAUGAACCUAUUACCGAAGUAACAAUGGAGGAACUAACGAUUACUGUUCAAACAAAGCGAAAGAAGAAAUCCCUAGAUGCUCAUGGUAUUUCAAACUUUAUAUUCAAUUUCCUUAGUGAUGGUCAUUGGUCCUUACUGUUAAAACUCUACAAUUUUUCAUUCCAACAUGCGGUUUUACCUACCGCCUGGAAAGAUACUCGAAUGAUCCUAUUAGCUAAAAAAGAAUCUGUUUGUCCACCAUCAUCAACUCGUCCUAUUUCUCUGCUUGAUUCCUUUCAAAAAAUAGGAGAAAAACUUUUCCUAACGCGUUUUCGUGACGUACUUGCGCGUAGAGGAAUUCUUCCUGACAAUCAAUCAGGUUUUAGAAAUAGUUUCAGAUUACAAACACGUUUACUACUUUUUCUGGAAGAUAUAUAUAGUUUAAUUUCAAAUAGUGCACCUGUUUGUACUAUUUUUGUUGACUUUCGUGCAGCAUUUGACC